Molecule: messenger RNA, 857 nt
Organism: Folsomia candida
Lineage: Eukaryota; Metazoa; Arthropoda; Collembola; Entomobryomorpha; Isotomidae
Exons: 2
Coding region: 161-505 (114 amino acids)
Source: RefSeq, a predicted model, not a curated record
UACAAUUUUGAUUUCAUUCUAAACUCCAAAAUUCUGACAGCUAAUGAACAGCGUGGUUGGGAUGGGAGUGGGUGAGUCGACAACCAUUUAAAUAUACCUGACAUUGAAACCACAAUUAAAAGUAAUUGACAAUUUCUUAUCAGGAACUUUCUUCAGUGGGAUGAACGCUGCGGGACAAACGGUCAGCAAUAUGGCGGGUGACGGCGUUGUCGGACAUUUGGGAAAUUUGGUUACAAAAGUUGCGGAAAAUUAUGCAGGAAAAAUUAAAUUCAUUCUCUUCACGCCAAAAAACCCAGUAGUCGGUUUCGAACUGAAUAAAACGACCGCUCCGAACUCCCCGUUCGACAAGAGUCAGGACGUCAUCGCAGUAAUUCACGGCUUCACCCCCGCCGGAUACUUCGUCGAUGAGUAUGACAACAUUAUUUCUUCGUUUAGAGUCAAGGAUGGUAAAUUUGUACGAGAUCAUUAUUUUGGAAAAAAAGAACGGAAAAAUGGGGUAAAUUAAAUUUGGCCUAAAUUUUUCUAUUCAUAUAGGACUUAUGGCUGCGAAGCUGCAACACAACAUAAUUCUCGUAGAUUGGACAGGUAAAAGGGUAUUUUUUGUAUUAAAAUCUGCUGUGAUUUGUUUGUGUACCAUUUAAAAUUCAGAGGUGGGCAGAAUACUUUUCUUUUGUGGGUGGAACAGCCUCGGAAAUCCAAGCCGGCUUGGGUGCCACGCUUUGGCGGACAUACAUACAUGCAUAAAUAACUUGCAGAAAAGUGUUUUUUGGCAAUUUUGGUAAAGUCGACUUGACAAGGAUUUGGCAAGGUCGAUUUUCACAAAAUCUAUUAUUGAAAUCAAAAUAAUUCAAAGGGAA